AUGGACGAGUUCGAGAGCGGCGAUAAGGGAAUCGCCGGCCCGGCCCCGGGCCCCGGCGCUGGCGACGACGGCAACUCGGCGCCGCUCCCUGAGACGGUGCAAAUUGGAAAUUCACCAACCUAUAAGCUUGGAAGGAAGCUUGGAAAGGGUGGAUUUGGACAAGUAUAUGUUGGUCGACGUGUUUCCUCUCCCAGUCUUGGUGAUAGAAACCCUGGUGCAAAUGCUUUGGAGGUUGCAUUAAAGUUUGAACAUCGAACCAGCAAAGGUUGCAAUUAUGGAGCUCCAUCCGAGUGGCAGGUUUACAACACUCUUAGUGGAAAUCAUGGUGUCCCACGGGUACAUUACAAAGGAAAGCAGGGCGAGUUUUACAUCAUGGUUAUGGAUAUGUUGGGACCAAGCCUGUGGGAUGUUUGGAAUAAUAAUUCCCAUUCUUGUGGUAUCUGUUGUAGGAUGUCUGUUGAAAUGGUUGCCUGUAUAGCUAUAGAAGCCAUCUCCAUACUGGAAAAGAUGCACUCAAAAGGGUAUGUCCACGGCGAUGUGAAACCUGAGAACUUUCUGCUUGGUCCGUGUGGUACCCUGGAAGAGAAGAAACUUUUUCUUGUUGAUCUUGGACUGGCUACGAAAUGGAAGGGUGCUGGUAACGGGCACAUUGAAUACGACCAGAGACCUGAUGUAUUUAGGGGAACUGUUCGUUAUGCUAGUGUGCAUGCUCACUUGGGAAGAACUGGAAGUAGGAGAGAUGACCUUGAAUCCCUCGCAUACACACUUAUUUUUCUUCUCCGUGGCCGCCUACCUUGGCAAGGAUACCAGGGAGACAACAAAGGUUUCCUUGUCAGCAAGAAAAAGAUGUCCACCUCCCCAGAAUCUCUGUGUGGCAUUUGUCCACAGUCUUUUCGACACUUUGUUGAGUAUGUUGUGAACUUGAAGUUUGACGAAGAACCCAAUUAUGCCAAGUGCAUCUCUCUUUUUGAUGGCAUUGUUGGUCCACAUCCAGAUACCAGGCCAAUAAACACAGAUGGUGCUCAGAAACUAAUAUAUCAGGUCGGUCAGAAGCGGGGCCGUCUCAUAGCAGAGGAAGAUGAUGAGCAACCUAAGAAGAAGAUUAGAAUGGGAAUGCCAGCAACUCAGUGGAUUAGUGUCUACAGUGCCCGGCGGCCUAUGAAACAGAGGUACCACUAUAAUGUUGCAGAUGAUAGAUUAGUGCAACAUAUUCUGAAAGGAAAUGAAGAUGGCUUGUUUAUAAGUUCAGUUUCCUCUUCCGCAAACCUGUGGGCUUUAAUAAUGGAUGCUGGCACCGGUUUUACUGCUCAAGUAUAUGAAAUUUCUCAACAUUUCCUUCACAAGGAAUGGAUCCUGGAGCAGUGGGAGAGAAAUUACUAUAUCACUGCGUUAGCUGGUGCGAACAGUGGAAGUUCUUUAGUGAUCAUGUCAAGAGGAACAACGUAUGCACAGCAAUCCUACAAAGUAAGUGACGCAUUUCCAUUCAAAUGGAUAAACAAAAAGUGGAAGGAGGGCUUCUAUGUCACAUCCAUGGCUACAGCUGGAAGUCGAUGGGCAGUCGUCAUGUCCCGAAAUGCUGGUUUCUCAGACCAGGUAGUGGAGCUAGAUUUCUUAUAUCCAAGUGAGGGCAUCCAUCAACGAUGGGAUAAUGGUUAUCGCAUCACUGCAACAGCUGCCACCUUGGACCAGGCUGCAUUUAUCUUGAGCAUACCUAGGCGAAAGCCUAAUGAUGAAACACAGGAGACGCUAAGAACAUCUGCUUUCCCGAGCCAGCAUGUGAAGGAAAAAUGGUCAAAAAAUCUGUACUUAGCAUCCAUAUGCUAUGGAAGGGCGGCGUCUUGA
Molecule: messenger RNA, 1842 nt
Organism: Triticum turgidum subsp. durum (durum wheat)
Lineage: Eukaryota; Viridiplantae; Streptophyta; Magnoliopsida; Poales; Poaceae
Source: the annotation of a GenBank genome assembly